CAACCCCAUUCUACGAUCAUCGUCUACUUAGAAUUGCUCGCUCGUCACCAGUCUCUUUCUAUUCUCCGAGAUCUUGCUUCAACUGCUGGAGAAAAGCCUUCUGCUCUCGCUCACUUUAGCUCACGAUGCAGUCUCACACCUUGUCCCCGGCGAGGCACUGCAUGUAUCCACCGCACGUGGGGGCUGCAUGCUUUCUCUGUAUGAGAUAUGAAGCGCAGGUUGCCCCCACGCUUCUCUCCCACAUCCCACCUCCACUCCAGCUGCGGCACGCAUCAACAAUACCCGAUCCACACUCGACUGCGCCCCGCCAAGUAAAACCACAUGUCCGCUUCGAGCUCCAAACGAAGCGUGCGAUUCUUGAUUCCCGGGGGUAACCUCGAACUCGACUCUGACCUCGAGGGAACUGCAACCGACUUCGAUGAUUCCCCCGCUAUUUCUCCAUGGGAUGCCGAAACCCCUCUGCUACUAAGCUCAAGCCCAGCCUCGUCAUCUGUGCCCUCCACACCGACUACACCUAUCACUCCAAUAACGACACUUUCACCAAUUGCUCUGUCUGAGAUCCUAACGCGGAUCCCUCAUCCGCUAGCACACAAAACGGCCAAUUACACACGUGUCCUCAAUGUUUCUGGUGCCGCGUUCAAAGGCCUGGGCCCACUCGUGCUGGAAGCGCUCGCCGAAGGCGAUGAAACGAUGAAGGCCGAGAUGAUGAAGGUGCAAAAGGGUGUCUUACCUGCGGAAGCAUAUGCCGAGUCGCUGCCAGAUGCGGAGGAGGAGGAGGAGGAGGAGGACGGGGAUGAAGAUAAGCGCACGGUGGAGGACCGUGGUACUACCACCGACUUGUCCAUUGCCCCAGAGCACGUAACGCUUCACUCCGCGACCUCACAUCUUGAUAUUACGAUCGCUCAUGUCAGGGGAACUGCAGGGUCUCCCGUUCGCGUUUCGCCACCCAUUUCCCUUGAUUCUAUUCCCCUUCCCCCUUCCCCACCGCCUGCAGCGCCUCUACACCCGGUCGAAACGCAUGGUGACCCAGUUUAUGCACAAGCGCCUGCUCCCCUCCAUGGACCUGACACCCUCCCGCAAACAUUGAGUGUUUCCGGUGCCUUCGGCUCGAUGCAGGCGGGCUGUGUGCCAGUAUCAGCCUUGGGCACUGCUGAUGCUGGUGCCAUCGUCGAUCCAGAGCUUGUCCCCCUUCCAUCGUCUCCGAACCAUAUCCCAGCAGUCAGCCACAGCAUUAGUGCGGAGCACAGCGACCCCGUUUCUGAGGCUCCAUCCCAGAAGCACAUCACCUCAGACGCUUUCGCCACCUGUGCCGAUACACCCGUGGCAGACUCCAGUCCGGACUACGAUUUGCUGCAGUUCUCCGACGUCCCAAAAACCGAUCGCCUCGAGCUGUUCAAGCGAGCGGUACUGCCACCCCAGCUGCAUCUGGACAUACCCAUUUCGCCGACAACUCUGGAAGAGGAUCUCUCCGAGAUGUCUCCGCUCUUCUCACCGAUCGACCUCCAGAGCCCAGGCUCCAGUCCCCGGCCGUACUUUCGCGACCGGUUGUUUUCCGAGUCGUCAUUCCGGACCCAAGUAAAAGCACCAGUAGUGCUGAAGCGUCGCGUCAAGGAAACACCGAGGCCAGUUUACAAAGAGAUGGGAGUGCAAGCGGGGGUGGGUUCGGCUGUUUUAGAAGGAGAGAACGAGAUCCUGCGUGCGAGGAUCGAAGCGCUCGAGCGACAAGUCACUGCACUCAAAUCGAGGCUUGGGCGCGUGACGUCUCCUCCCCAGCCCAAGUUCCUGCAGCUCAAGCAGUUGGCAGCGACCGAUCGGGUCGUCCCGCCUCCCACCGUUUUUGCAUUUCGGUUCAGGAAACCACGGAAAUCAGGUGUUCGAUAG
This is a messenger RNA of Mycena citricolor, 1881 nucleotides long. The record is from the annotation of a GenBank genome assembly. Lineage: Eukaryota; Fungi; Basidiomycota; Agaricomycetes; Agaricales; Mycenaceae.